Molecule: messenger RNA, 935 nt
Organism: Suillus subaureus
Lineage: Eukaryota; Fungi; Basidiomycota; Agaricomycetes; Boletales; Suillaceae
Exons: 3
Coding region: 147-662 (171 amino acids)
Source: RefSeq, a predicted model, not a curated record
GGUUUUUUUGGCAAAAGCUUUCAAUCCAAACAACGCCAAAUCCCCAACUUACAUAGCUAUCACACCGACACAUCAUAAUAUCAGAUCUCUCAUUUUCAAUGUUAAAAUUCACUUCUAGGUCACACCUAACAGCGAUACGAUGAUGCAUGAGCGCCCGCCAAUCGUUUGUUCCUCGUUCAGCGUCUCGUGCUUCCACCCGUGUAGACACUGAACACCCUUUUGAUAUGUCGCUCCGUGACCAGAAUUCCUCAGGCCAGCCCCAACGUACUGGUGGUAUCCAGGGUAAACUUGACUCAAUGCAAUCCAAGACAGACUCGGAGAAAAGGGCUUGCUUUGCAGAGAUGUUGGGGAAGCACAAACUCGCUGGCAAACCCGGCUCCGAGGAUCAUCAAGCGGCCAUAGACGCGUCGUUCUCUAGCGCAUAUGGGCGUUUCAGCGGCAUUUAUCGCCCAAAUUUUUCUGGGGAUGCGAGAGGAACUUUAAGUUACUUACCAGAUGUCAAUGAACUCAUUGUACAUCGGAAAUAUGAGACGUCCACGUCACAUCACGUACUUCAAGGUUUCAGUACAUCGGGGUGCGACUGGUUGAUGCUUCCCGGAGAGGGUGCCCGGAAGCAGCAUAGGGUGUCUGAUGGAUUCUCUCAAACGUCGCGAAAUUCUUGAAGAAUUCCUCUUCUGGUACAUUGACUCCUUCCUUCUUCCACUGCUCAGAGUUCGUGUAAGAUGGAGACCUUUUAUCAACACAAAUGUUUCCAGACAACAUUCUACAUCGCGGAGUCAUUCGCAUCUCGGAAGCACAUUCUUUAUUUCCGGCAAGACGACUGAGAAAUCCUCUGUGCACCCCUGAUAGACCGAUUAACUGAGAAGACUUUUCAAGAGAUCGAGAAGGUUAUCAGAUAUACCUAUACCGCAAUUGCAAUAAGGUUGCGCGUGAGA